AUGGUGAAUGGAGGUGGGGUCCAUAAAGCACCUGGUCUUGAUCAUAAUCAAGUCUCUUCACUUCAUCAUCGCCACCCCAAAAUCCAGCAAGCUUCCUCUGGUUCCAUGGAGACCAGCCUCGUCAUUCUCAUCCACUCCCAUGCCUCUCAACUUUUUCAUGACUCUAGGAGUCUCAGAGUUUCUGUGGCGGAAGAGAAAACUGAGGUACCCAAGAAAGAGGCUCCGGUGUGUUUUUCAGCUGGACCCAAGCACUCCCUGAUCACCAAUCUUUGGUGGUAUAGUGGAGAGUUGUUGCGCAAGGCACCAUUUGAAGAAUUCUAUGUCAUUACAUUGGAUUCACCAAAAGAGCAAAUAUUUUAG
This is a messenger RNA of Populus euphratica (Euphrates poplar), 360 nucleotides long. RefSeq names its product photosystem I reaction center subunit II-2, chloroplastic-like. Gene Ontology annotation, biological process: photosynthesis. Gene Ontology annotation, cellular component: photosystem I reaction center; photosystem I. Lineage: Eukaryota; Viridiplantae; Streptophyta; Magnoliopsida; Malpighiales; Salicaceae. Bases 1 to 360 code for a protein of 119 amino acids. The record is from RefSeq and is a predicted model, not a curated record. The transcript has a single exon.